GAAUUGUAGAAGUUAAGACAUAUGGAUUUUGAUACCACCUUCACAAUGGGAUCGUCAUACUUGUAUCUCCUGCCCCUUUCCGUCUUUGUCCUCUUCCCAUCCACAUUUAUAAUCACGUAUACCUUAUCAGUAUUGCUCCACCAUACUGAACCUGAUUUUCCAUACAUCAGUGACACUGGUACUUAUUCUCCAGAGAGCUGCAUAUUUGGGCAGGCUCUCAACAUAGGAGCUUUAGUUAUUCUUGUAACCAUCUACGUUAGAUAUAGGCAGAUUGCUGAGUUGUACCAUAACCACUCGUCCUCGUCUCACAUUGUACGCCUAAACCGCAUAGGCCUAUUUGUGGGCUCAGUUGCAGCACUUGGCAUAUCAGUUGUUGCAAAUUUUCAAGAGACAAAUGUUUUUUAUGUUCAUAUCACAGGGGCACUUAUGGCCUUUGGUCUAGGGACUGGAUAUCUUUGGGUUCAGGCUCUGUGUUCGUACCAAACUCAUCCUUUGGUAAAUAGCUUGGCCAUGGCUCAUGUACGACUUAGUCUGGCAACUGUCGCUUCGAUAUGCUUCCUAGCUGGAUGUGUAUGUGCUAGUAUAGCACAUUCACAAUUUAAUGGUGAUGAUCCGACUAAAUGGUACCCGAAAGAUGGUGGUUGGGGGUUCCAUGUUGCCAGUACAGCUUCAGAAUGGAUAUGUGCUGCAUCCUUCAGCAUAUUCAUGCUAACUUUAGUUGAUGAGUUCAAAACUAUAUCCAUGGAUCCUCCACAGGUUUAUGUAUCAGUCGAUACACUGGCUCCAACCCAAUACAGUGGCAUUGGAGAGAAUGACCAGACUGCUGAAGAUGUGCAAGCUAUUCUUACACAGUCAUCUUAUAUAACCUGAGAACAACCCUCCCAGUCAGCUAG
Macrobrachium nipponense is the source of this 893-nucleotide messenger RNA. RefSeq names its product DNA damage-regulated autophagy modulator protein 2-like. The record is from RefSeq and is a predicted model, not a curated record. NCBI's taxonomy places the organism in Eukaryota, Metazoa, Arthropoda, Malacostraca, Decapoda, Palaemonidae.